UCCACUCUUCUCUCCACUCUUCUCUCCACUCUUCUCAUCAUCACCCCCCUUUUCACCAUAUCUACUAUAAUACUCCUCCAUCACACACUUAUAAAUCUUAAACACGUCCUUCUCAACCACACCCUCCCUAUCCACACUCACCCUACCCCUACACUCAUCAACCAACCAUCCCACCACCAUUCGAUCAUACGCCCUCACCACCCCGUAGCACAAAACACUUCCGCUCACUCCCAACGCCUUCACAUACACACCGAACCGCCAUUCGUUGCUCAUCUGCCUCAGGCUCUUAACACUCAACCGCGCAUCAUUGUUGCACAUGUAUUCACAGAAUAUGGCACUGUUAUCGUGUUUACCUAUUACCGCCUUUUUUGGUGCUGUUUGUGAGGGGUAGAACGCUUCAUCAGAGUACUUCGGAAGCUUUUUGCCGAGUAGAAUGCGGUUGAACAUGGGAUGACCGUUCCUUUUGGUUUUUUGUUUUCUUUUUUGGUGAUGAUUUGUUUUUAUUGGACAGGACGGGGGUGAUGGAUUGGACAGGACAGGGGUGAUGGAUUGGAUAUGAACAUGGCGUGAUGGAUGGAUAAGGUUGGUGAUAAAAAUAGGAUGAGGGAUCGAACAGCACAAUAUUAACGAUGAGAAUGGUGUGUAAUGCGUAGAUUAGCACGUUUCAUGGGUAUAGAUUAGAUCGUAUGAAACGUGCUGAUCUACUGCUCUGUCUUACAGUGCACAAUCUAUGCAUCGUUGCAUGAGCGCUCUUCUCCUGCAAGCGCUUGCCCUUCAGCACGAACCGAGCAAUCCCUUACCCCUGAUCCGCUCAACGCCCCCCGUGCCUCCACACCAAGCAGCACGCGUUCAAUCAUGGGCAUGGUGCAGAUGCACCGCUUCCCGGCACGUGAAACGGUGCGUAUCAAAUUAUAAAAGUAGCGGAACUAAAAUGCAAAUGCUGAUAAACCAUACGAAGGUGUACCGAACAAUGAGGGACAGAACGGUACGUGCUGUUUAUGGUGCAUGGAGAGGUGAUGGGAGGUGCUUAUGUGACAUUGGGGUGAGCAAUCGUUCUUACGGAGGAGAAGAGUGCUGUUCAGGUGGGGAACACGGUAUGAGUGCCUUCUGUGAUACGAGUGGUUGCCCUGGUGAAGAGCAUGAUACGAGCACGUUUUGCAAUCCAAGUUCUUUCAACAACGCCCUUCAAAACGCAAAUCCUUUCCAUGGCAAGAGCUGCCACGACACGGACAACCAAUCAAAGGUAGCAGACCCUCCCACCAUAACGUACACAGGUGCCAGUCCAUACACCACCAUAGAACACAACAAGGCAUUGCUAAGAAGAACGUUAAUGAUAGAACACAUCACGAUGGACCGCAAGCACAGGUACAUUAAAACAGUGCAGGAAUACUUCGAUAGCUUGGUGGUGCAGUACUACAAUGCGUUGGGCGAGUGGGAGGUUGAGCGGUGCGUAGGUGUGAAGAGGGAGAUUUUUAAGGUUUGGGGGAUGAUAAGGAAGUGGAAUGAUGGUGUGGGGUAGGGGUUGGUGACGAACAGCGAUACUGGUGAGUGCAUCGGUACAGAAUUGGUACUGUGUAAUGGUGUUGAUAUAAAAAUGGGGUUUUGAUAGGAUUGAUCGUGACAAAGAACGUUAACGAAAUGAACUGUUCAAUACUCGUUUAUUUAUACGGGUAGUAUACCAACAUGGAUGGAAUACUGCGUAAAUGAAUCUUAUUAAGAUUUACUGCUGUUUAUGGACAGAAAUAAAGAUAAAAUUGAUAUGUACUGCAUAAAUGAAUCUUAUUAAGAUUUAC
Messenger RNA from Vavraia culicis subsp. floridensis, 1793 nucleotides. RefSeq lists its product as uncharacterized. Lineage: Eukaryota; Fungi; Microsporidia; Pleistophoridae. The transcript has a single exon. The record is from RefSeq and is a predicted model, not a curated record. The coding region runs from base 731 to 1519 and encodes 262 amino acids.